Messenger RNA from Arxiozyma heterogenica, 1593 nucleotides. RefSeq names its product mRNA-processing endoribonuclease (gene SWT1). The record is from RefSeq and is a predicted model, not a curated record. Bases 1 to 1593 code for a protein of 530 amino acids. The transcript has a single exon. Gene Ontology annotation, cellular component: nucleus. NCBI's taxonomy places the organism in Eukaryota, Fungi, Ascomycota, Saccharomycetes, Saccharomycetales, Saccharomycetaceae.
AUGAUGGGAUUGACUUCCAUAUACGCAGAAAGAGGGCAUUUACAAGGAACUAAUAACAGAUAUAAUAAAACCUCAGAGAACUCUGAUAAAAACUCCAGAAUUUUAGAACGAAUAGAAGAAUCUAACAAAAAGUAUAGUCUAAAAGAUUUAAAUAAUGCGAUUGAAGCAAAAUACAAUAAAAAUCGUCAUAAAGUAUAUGAUGAUGCAUUGAAGAAAGAUAAAAUUAAAAGUAUUCACCAUAAUAAUAGGUGCAAAAAUGAUACCACUAACACCAUCAUCGCUACAACUACCACUGCUAAUCUUAAUAAUGCUAUAGAUAUGACCCUUUCUAGUGCUAUUGGAGAAUCUGUGGCUAGUAAUAGACUGGCAGAGACAAAUACGGAUGGACCAAUUAACAGUGAUCAUGAAGAAGAUAUUUUAAUGGAAGAUAUAUCAGAUGCAAAUGAUAUUCAAAUGGUUUCUAAUUAUUUGACCCAACAAAGAUUAUUGUCUUCUAAUAAUGCAAAUUCUUCUAAUUAUAUACAAGAGUUUCACAACAAUAAUUUCCUACCAAAUAAUGAUAUUGCAUUAGAACCUACUAAGUUACAAACUGUUUAUGUAAUAGAUACUAAUUUUAUUAUAUCACAAUUACAAACUUUAGAAGGAUUAAGACAAUUAAGUCAAAUUUAUCACCAUGUAUUAGUCGUACCAACAACGACAGUGGCAGAAUUAGAUGGUUUAAAAAGUUCCACUUCCACUACCAUUGCUAGACAUGCCAGAGCUGGUAAUAUGUGGUUAUAUAAAAAUUUAGCUGAAGCUAACUCUGGUAUCAUAGGACAAAAAUUGAGACAAAGAUUAAAUCCUAAUACUUACAAAGAUGAUUCUAUAUUAGACUGUUGUCUAUAUUUCAAAGAAAAAUUGGGUUGCUUUGUAAUUUUACUUUCUAAUGAUAAAAAUCUAUGUUUGAAAGCUUUAACAGAAGAAAUAUUGACUGUCUCAUAUCGUGACGGGAUGACUAGCGAAUUAAUUGCAAGUAAAUCAUAUCAAGAAAAUUGUGCUAGAUUUGGUAAUAAUACUAUGUAUCUUAAUUUACCUUAUGAAAAUAAUAAUAACGAAAUUUAUGAUAACAUAUAUUUACAAAAAGCAGUGAAUGCAACAGAAAUAAACAAUUCAAACACUGAUGAGCAUCUAAAUCCCACCCCAAUGUUUGCAUCAAUGACAGUAGCGGAAAAAGCUGAAGUUAUAUAUAUGGAUAUUCAAUUUGUUGUCACCACUACCAUCAAAAGCAUUAUGAAUGAUGAAUACGGUGGAGAUUUACCAUAUAUUGAUUUCAAGGAAGAACAAUUGAAAACUUUACAAGAUUGUUCUCAUUGCAUUUAUAGCCACUGGAUUUCAGUAUUCUCUGAUUAUUUUAGACAUAGUAAAAUAAAAAGAGAGGAUUGGAAAAAACUUCCAGUUUGUCUAAUAAGCAUCCCUAAAUCACAAGAAGAUAUUGAUAAUAUGAUAUUUUUCUGGCAAGAUAUUCUUGAAAAUCUUUUUAUUAAAAAAAGCGAACAAGAGUAUCAUCAACUGAAGGAAUAUUUCUUCAAAUGGAAACAAUUUAAAAAUAAAUGA